AUGUCCAAGUUAUUCAGAAUUAAUUGUGGUUAUCAAACUUACGACUGGGGAAAACACGGUAACUCCUCAGCUGUCGCUCAGUUCGCUUCAGCUUCAGAUAAAUCUGUCACUAUCGAUGACAAUACUCCCUAUGCCGAAUUAUGGAUGGGUACUCACCCUUCUGUGCCUUCUAUUGCCGUUGAUUCCAACAAGACUUUACGGGACUUGAUCACUUCCGAACCUCAUGACUUGUUACAUGCCGAUGUCGUUGCAAAGUUUGGUAAAGAGUUACCAUUCUUGUUCAAAGUCUUGUCCAUUGAAAAAGUCUUGAGUAUUCAAGCCCACCCAGAUAAAACAUUAGCAAAACAAUUACACGCCAGCGAUCCAAAGAACUACCCUGAUGAUAACCACAAACCAGAAAUGGCCAUUGCCGUGACUGAUUUCGAAGGUUUCUGUGGGUUUAAGCCAUUAGACACUUUAGCCACUACCUUACAAACCAUUCCUGAAUUAAAUGAGGUAAUUGGCCAAGACUUGGUUGAAGAGUUCUCCAAGGGUAUCAAGUUAAACGUUGAAGAAGGCUCAGCUGAUGAUUUAAACAAUAGAAAGUUGUUGCAAAAGGUAUUUGGGAAAUUAAUGAACACUGAUGAAAAAAUAAUUGCCGAAAAGGGUGAAAGUUUAGUUAAGAGAGCCGAAACUGAUCCCGAAUUAUUCAAGAAAAUCGACCCUAGAUUACCUGAACUUAUCCAAACCUUACACAACCAAUUCCCUAGCGAUAUUGGAUUAUUUUGCGGUUGCCUUUUGUUAAAUCACGUCCAACUCAACUCGGGUGAAGCUAUGUUUUUACAAGCUAAGGACCCACAUGCUUACAUUUCCGGAGAUAUAAUUGAAUGUAUGGCCGCUUCUGAUAAUGUUGUCCGUGCCGGAUUCACUCCAAAGUUCAAAGAUGUCGACAAUUUAGUAUCGAUGUUGACUUACUCUUAUGGUGAUGUUGAAAAACAAAAGAUGCCAAAGCAACCAUUCCCAAGAUCAAGUGGUGAUGCUAUAAAGUCGGUAUUAUACGAUCCUCCUAUUUCCGAAUUCUCCGUGUUACAAACAGAAUUGGCCAAGCCAGGUGAUAAGCAAACGCACAAGGGAUUGAAUGGUCCUUCUAUCAUUAUCGCUACUAAAGGUAAUGGUACUAUCGGAAUUGUUGGGGAAACCCCACAAAAGGUUGAAACUGGGUAUGUAUACUUCAUUGCCCCAGGGGUUGAUGUGGUUUUACUGGCUGAAUCAGAAGACUUCACUACUUAUAGAGCUUUUGUUGAAGCAUAG
This is a messenger RNA of Spathaspora passalidarum NRRL Y-27907, 1290 nucleotides long. It is a transcript of the gene PMI1, whose product is annotated as mannose-6-phosphate isomerase. The transcript has a single exon. The record is from RefSeq and is a predicted model, not a curated record. Gene Ontology annotation, biological process: GDP-mannose biosynthetic process; carbohydrate metabolic process. NCBI's taxonomy places the organism in Eukaryota, Fungi, Ascomycota, Pichiomycetes, Serinales, Debaryomycetaceae. Gene Ontology annotation, molecular function: zinc ion binding; mannose-6-phosphate isomerase activity. Bases 1 to 1290 code for a protein of 429 amino acids. Gene Ontology annotation, cellular component: cytosol.